AGGGAGCGGUGGGGCAGCCCGGCCGGCCCUUCCCGACCCCGCCGCGUUGCAGCUGGGGCCGUAGGAAGCGUCGAGGCUGUCUCUCCUGCUUUUUAAAAACCCAAAAUGUCUGAAGCCAAGCAGAGGAAAAAAGGUGUUUCUUCAUCCAAGACCAAUGAAGGUUCACAGAAGGGUGAAAGGCACAGUAAUGGUGGGAAGAUGGCAAGUUCCAAGACCAGCAAUAAUCGGAACACGUUUUGGAUGGACUCAAGGACAGGCUUGAGUGUCAUUUCCCUUGCUAUUUGCCUGGUGCUGACCUGGUUCCUAUUUCAGCAGUCCAAUCAAUUUGCUGAUAUGGAAAAAAAGUACAGUUUUUUACAGCAAGAAGCUGAAAAAUUCCUAGAUGUGGAAAACAAAGUUAACUUAAUUUCUAAAAAGCUUGAGUCUUCUGAAAGUAUCCUACAAGAAGCUGCCUCAUCCAUCUCUGUGAUGACUGAGUUUGAACAGGAAAUCUCUUCUCUUCAUAACAUCAUAAGUGAUAUACAGAACAAUGAAAAAACUCUCUCUCUAGAGAUGCAGAGCAUUCAUGAGAAGUUCCAAAGCAUUACAAACUCCUGGAGAAGAAGCUUGGAUGAAUUGAACACAAACACUAGCAGUUUAAAGUCCGCAGCAAAGCUCAUCCAUACGGAAGUUACUUCCCAAAUUAAUGAAGUUGACCAAAGACUUAAAUCCCUUUCAGAAAGAGUAAGAGAUUUGGAAGACAGUACAGCCAGAAAUAUUAAGACACUAAAAAGGCAAGAGGAGGAUGAAUUCUCUAGAGUUGAACAAAAGCUGGACUCGCAAGCAAAGGCAGUUGAAAAGCUAGAAGAACUGCAGAAUAGUCUGGUAGCCAAAGACACAGACCUGAAUCAGAAACUGGUGAACUAUGAGCCUAAAAUUGAGGAGUGCAAGACCUACCUGCCAACAAUUGAAAAUGCUGUUCACUCUAUUCUUAGGUUGUCAAGUGAAAUGCUGAGUAUGGAGAACAAGAUAGAGGACUUGACAAGACAGCUCUAUGCUGCAGAAAAUGAUGUGCUGAAAACUGCUUCUGACACAGCAGAGAUGCAAAAGAUCCUUGAAAGCAUACAGGAAAAUAACAGCAUGUUGAAAGUGCAAAACAAAGAAGUGGGUUUAGAAGUGGUAGUGCAUGAUGCAAAAGCAUCUUCAGAAGCAACAGGAGUGACUUCAGAAAGCUAUAACUCAGAAAAUGACCAGGAGGAGGAGAAGUGAAUUGGGACUCAGAGUUUCUCAUUGAAGGAAGAGCACUUUAUUUUAAACAGCGUCACUCCUACAUAUGUUAAGGAUAGCUGAAGUAUUGUCACUAGUCUAAAUAGGCAUUGCAUCAGGCUGACAGGCUUCUAGGAGAGGCUAGAGAGCAAGAAAUGUUAUGUUGAAGGAGGAAAGGAGUAUUUUCUUCAGGAUUAUUUUCAGCUUAUUUGUUAAAAGUUCAUUUUAAUAAAGAAUUUGAAGCAAAGUAUUUGGGUCUGAAAGGGAGAAAGAAGUUAAAAUGAGAGCUCAUCAGAUGACAAUUUAUAUUUCAUUUUCACUAGGUGAUAUUUCACAUUGUUACUUUUGGUAUUAUAUUCCAGGGACUUGUAAGACAACAGUUUAAGCUCUGUCACCUGUUAUAUGCUAUGUAAUGUUUUUGUACUUUAUGGUACAAGAGCAGAGAUUUUACUGUGAUCUCAGUGCAGGAAAGCACUGAAUAGGUUUGUGACAGCUGAAGCUUGGUUCCAGCAGCAUGACAGAAAAGUAAAGUACAUGUGACUGAGAACCUCCUCUUGUUACCAGUAUUCCUAGGCAUAGGGUUGUACAGCUGGGGUUAUCUUUUGUUUCUUUGACCUCAUGCAGAGAGCUUCCUUAAACCUCAUUCCUAGCAUUUUCAAACUUCUUAAAAGCACUGCCACAGUUUUUGUUCUGCCACUGAGGUUGUUGGACUGCAUAGAGAUUUAAGCUCUUAUUAACAGAUAGUCCUGUUAGAGCCUUUUAAUUCACCAGCUUGGUGUGAUCAGUCACUGCAUUGGUUUGAGAGUUUGGGUUGUUAUGGAGCUGCUGGAAACGAGUCUGAGUCUUUUCCUAGGUAGGAUGAUCUCUGUUAGGGAUUACAGACAUGUCUGGUUUUGUGUUACAUUCCAAAGGAAGACAAAAGACCUCAUGUCACUGUUUCCCAAAGUUGUGGUGUGUUAAGAGCUGCAGAAGCAAUUAAUGAAAGCCAUGGAGUGACUUGGAGGCAGGGAACAUCUAAUUCCUGCAUAGGUCUAAUAGAUCUACUUACAUAGGACGUAGAACUACUUAAUAGGACUGGGAGCUAUUCAUUGACAUUUGAUCUCAGGACUACCCUAAAUUGAUAACUACAGACUUAGGUCUUGAGAAUUUCCAAUUGCUGAACUCAGGAGAGGAGAUGUAAUAUAACCCCAUGAUAUUACAAACCAAUCAGGCUUAAAUUACUUGCUUCUGGGUUUGUAAAUUCAUUUGUUUCUAGAUUCCUGAAUGGGUGGUAGAGUUCUUAAACCAACUUUUCUCAAAGGCUUUCAGUUUCACGUAUUUCUGUAUCAAUUUGUAUCUGUUUGUAGUCAUAUUCAAUAAAAUCCACACUCUGGCUGUACAUUA
Molecule: messenger RNA, 2628 nt
Organism: Pogoniulus pusillus (Red-fronted tinkerbird)
Lineage: Eukaryota; Metazoa; Chordata; Aves; Piciformes; Lybiidae
Gene: IKBIP
Product: IKBKB interacting protein
Exons: 4
Coding region: 106-1248 (380 amino acids)
Source: RefSeq, a predicted model, not a curated record